UUAUCCUAGGCCUCCAAGAAUUACAAUUACCAUUUCUUACAUAUUAGUGCGACUUAUGAUUAUCUGGUGUUAGUUAUUUAUAUAACCAUGCUUGUUGGUUGUUUCGCGUGCUAUUUGCUAUCCGCAAUUUCAUCUUCGUCUUCGUUUUCUCUUUCUUUCACUGCGUUUCUUUCUUGUAUGUUUUUCAGUAAUUGUUGGCCGAAGACACGAUCAUGGUAUCAUUUCGAGGGUUUUUGCUACUGUUAAUGAUAAUAGCAGUAUGUCGAGCCGAGAUAAUUUUCAAAUCUCCUUCCAUGGCAGAAGUUGUUGACCCAGGACCGUAUAAAAUUCGUGCGAGUGAUAGCGGGAUAGUGCCCACGCUGGAACAAUUUGAUGAUUCGAGUUGGGAAGUUGUUCUUUUCACUGGAAAUGAUACUGCUCCAUUUGAGCUUUAUAUAUUCAAAUUAUCCGGAUACCAAAUGAACGAUCCAACAACUCAGUCCCCCCCCGUGAAUAUCAGAAACAGCUCAGGUCCGAACCUGGAAGACAAAUACUUUUUCGGUUACCGCUCCUAUCUGACAUCAAAUGAAUCAAUUUGGAUCACAGCCUACUCGGAUCGGUUUACUCUUACAAACAUGACUGGUUCUUUGCCUGAUGAUGUGAUUGCCGCAAAUGACAAUGUGAACUCGACAACUGCUCCAAAACGAACAAUCUCUUGCGGCGCAAAGUCUGGAGGAGAGUGUGACGAGAAGGUAUUAGAAAACCUGGGACUGGGAUCGCUAACGACAGACACUCCAAGUGAUAGUACAACGGCCACAGCAACCACAACAGGGUCUGCCCCAGAGAACACAACUUCAAUUGCAAGCCAAGCCGACUCCAACACGGAUAGUGGUAAAAGAUUAAGUCGUGGAGCAUUUGCGGGGAUAGUCGUAGGUGUCGCGGUAGCGAUAUCGAUUGUGAUUGCGGCGGGGGUGUUCUAUAUAAUGAAAGCCAAGAAGAAGAAGGACAUACUAAAACGAGAAAUGAUUAGAAGUAAUGAAGGUUUGACAUAUCAGGAGUCGAAUGCAUUUCAUGAAGGGGAUACUUACGGGGGGGUAAUGAAGAAAAAUGGGAUUGGAGGUGUGGGCAGACGAGAGGAGUUAGAAGAUCGUAGAACGUAUGAGAUGAGUGCGGGUCACCAUGGCGUAGCGGAGAUGCCGCAAAACUAGUGAGCUCUAUUAGGAUAACAAUAGACGUGGGAUGACUAGGUAUUCUUCUAAUAGCCACUUUUUCCAUAUACUAAACGUGUGUAUAGCGUCUUGAAAGCCUCAAAAUACUGGCGAUACAAGACCUUGGGCUGGAUGUCAUGAAACCCUAAACUCACUUCGACAAUUGCAGUGCUCUCAAAAACCCAUACUUACUUGAACAUCUAAAGAUUUACAAACAAUUGCUGUACUCCGCAUUGUGGGAAUAGUCCUUGAGAUGUGACAUUCUGAUUGUCCAACAGGAGUAAGUCAUUUAUUGAUGAGACAAUGUACAAUCUUGAGUAUGUGAAUCCUCCUAAUGCGAACAACCUUCCCGUAUUUCUCCACUCUUCUUCUCAUGACCCUUUGCGAUUAUUUCGAGGCGAGAGCGGAUUUGAAGCGUCACCAUCUUUCGACUCACCAGUGAACUCCCGGCGGAAAAGCUAGUUUGAAUAUCUGCUCACUAGAGCGAGUCUUGAUCUUUUUGGUUGACUCUGGGCUUUGCUACAAGAUCUCCUUCAUGAUUACAAUUUCUUGUCGCAGCUGUCGAAUUCGCAUGUUGCCAUUGGUCCGGACUUUUGAUUGCUUGAACAGAUCGUGAGUGCAGCCAGAUACAAGUCUGCAUCUUCAACAAUUCUUUCAGCAUCGACUGAGUUAUAUUCCCCUAAGGAAGGAAGUAUUCGUGUAUUUGGCUAUCAUAUUCUAUAAGCUUGAGUUGACGAAUGACGGGUUUGUGUAUCUAUUUAGGUUAAAUGGGUUGGCGAGGGUAUAAAAAAGAAACAAAUAUGGAAGGAAGACUAUCAGAUCAGACAUGAUGAAUACUUUUU
This is a messenger RNA of Botrytis porri, 2029 nucleotides long. RefSeq lists its product as uncharacterized. The transcript is spliced from 4 exons. The coding region runs from base 213 to 1187 and encodes 324 amino acids. The record is from RefSeq and is a predicted model, not a curated record. NCBI's taxonomy places the organism in Eukaryota, Fungi, Ascomycota, Leotiomycetes, Helotiales, Sclerotiniaceae.